[Candida] anglica is the source of this 6624-nucleotide messenger RNA. The record is from the annotation of a GenBank genome assembly. NCBI's taxonomy places the organism in Eukaryota, Fungi, Ascomycota, Pichiomycetes, Serinales, Debaryomycetaceae.
AGUAAUCAAGAAAAUUUUUUUCCAAUACAAUUCUUCUUCUUAUUCUCUUUCAUCUCUAGGUUUUUGUCUACUCUUUUACUAUUCUUGUAUUGUUUCUUUCCAGGUUAGAAAGAGAUUAAAACUUGAAGGUUCCGGGCGUGUAUAAAAUAUUUUAAAAAAAAAGAAGUUCAGACAAAACUAUAAACGGAGAAAGAUUAAUUUUAGCUAGAAUGACCUCCUACCUUCCACAGGAAGAGUUCGCAACCAAUAUCUACAACUAUGAUGAAACACCAGAAAACAAGUCAUGGGCUUCCACUUUGCCCACUCCAAAGGGUUUAUACAACCCAGAGUAUGAAAAAGAUGCAUGUGGUGUCGGUUUCACAUGUCACAUCAAGGGCCAGGCGUCCCACAAAAUUGUCUCUGACUGUAGAAACUUGUUGUGUAAUAUGACACACAGAGGUGGUGAAUUGAACCCAAAAGAUGGGGAUGGUGCUGGGUUGUUAUCCUCUUUACCUCAUAAGUUUUUGGUGCGUGAAUUUGCUUACCAUUGUCAAGUUGAUUUACCAGCUUUGGGCCAAUAUGGUACUGGUAACGUCUUUUUCAAGAAGGAUGAAGCCAUUUUUGAAAAAUCUAAAAAGACAUUUGAAAGUAUUGCCACUUCUUUAGGCUUACGUGUUUUGGGAUGGCGUAAAGUUCCACAUGAUUCUUCAAUUUUAGGUCCUGCUUCUCUUUCUAGAGAACCUUUGAUUUUGCAACCAGCCAUUGUGUUGGCUGAAACUUUUGGAUCUGGAUCAUCUCCAGCUAAUGAAAUUUCUGAAGCUGAAUUCGAAUCCAAAUAUCAACGUGAUUUUGAAAAAAAGAUGUUUAUCUUGAGAAAGCAAUCUACCCACACCAUUGGAUUGCACAAUUGGUUUUACAUUUGUUCAUUAUCUAACAAGACCAUUGUAUACAAGGGUCAAUUGGCCCCUAACCAAGUUUACGCUUACUACCAUGAUUUGGUAAACUCUGAAUUUGAAGCUCAUUUUGCUCUUGUCCAUUCCCGUUUCUCCACAAAUACUUUCCCAUCUUGGGAUAGAGCUCAGCCACUUAGAUGGGCCGCACAUAACGGUGAAAUUAACACUUUACGUGGUAACAAGAACUGGAUGCGUGCCAAGGAAGGUGUUAUGUCUUCCAAAUUAUUUGGCGAAGAAUUGGACAAAUUGUAUCCAAUCAUUGAAGAAGGUGGUUCUGAUUCUGCAGCCUUUGAUAACGUUUUGGAAUUACUUGUCAUUAAUGGUGUCUUGUCUUUACCAGAAGCCGUUAUGAUGUUGAUUCCAGAAGCUUGGCAAAAUGACAAGAACAUUGACCCAAAGAAAAGAGCCUUUUACGAAUGGGCUGCCAUGUUGAUGGAACCUUGGGAUGGUCCUGCAUUAUUCACCUUUGCCGAUGGUCGUUACUGUGGUGCUAACUUGGACCGUAACGGUUUAAGACCUUGUCGUUACUACAUUACUGAUGACGACAGAAUGAUUUGUGCUUCUGAAGUCGGUGUCAUUGAUGUUGAACCUGAAAAGAUUUUGCAAAAGGGACGUUUGCAACCAGGUAGAAUGUUGCUUGUUGAUACCAAGGAAGGUCGUAUUGUCGAUGACCGUGAAUUAAAGAAGAAUGUUGCUUCUAGAUUCGACUUUAAGUCUUGGGUUAUGGCUAACAUGAUUGAAAUGAACGACUUGAACGCUAAGUUGACUGCCAGGGGCGUUGACUUGGACGUUGAACUCUCUCAAGUUCCUUCUGAUGUCACUGUUCAAACUGAUGCACGUCUUUCCGCAUUUGGUUACUCCCAUGAACAAGUUUCUCUUAUUUUAGCACCAAUGGCCGAAGGUAAGGAAGCUCUUGGUUCUAUGGGUAAUGACAAUGCAUUAGCUUGUAUUUCUGAACAACCAAAGCUUUUGUAUGACUACUUCCGUCAACUUUUUGCCCAAGUUACCAACCCUCCUAUCGAUCCUAUUCGUGAAGAGAUUGUCAUGUCCUUAGAAUGUUACGUUGGACCUCAAGGUAACCUUUUGGAAAUGAAGCCAGACCAAUGUAACCGUUUGUUAUUGAAGUCUCCAGUCUUGUCUACCCAAGAAUUGACUGCCCUCAAGAACAUUGAAAAGGUUUAUCCAAAGUGGUCUGUUGCUGAAAUUGAUAUCACUUUUGAAAAGCUGCAAGGUAUUCCAGGAUAUAUCGAAACCAUUGAUCGUGUUUGUCAGGAUGCUCUGAAGGCUCUUGCCGAUGACAACCAAAUUAUUAUUUUGACCGACCGUGCCACCAGUGCUGACAGAUUACCAAUUUCUGCCUUGCUUGCUACUGGUGCCGUUCAUCACCAUUUGGUUAGACAAAAGCAACGUGCCAAGGUUGCCAUUCUUGUCGAAACCGCUGAAGCUAGAGAAGUCCACCACGUCUGUUGUCUCGUAGGUUACGGUGCUGAUGGUAUCAACCCUUACUUGGCCAUUGAAACUUUGGUUAGAAUGAACAAUGAAAACUUAUUCAAGAAAGAAAUUGCCAACAAAGAUAUUUUCAAGAACUAUAAGUAUGCUGUCGAUGCUGGUAUUUUGAAGGUUAUGUCUAAGAUGGGUAUUUCCACUUUAGCCUCUUACAAGGGUGCUCAAAUUUUCGAAGCUUUGGGUGUUGAUAACUCUGUUAUUGACCGUUGUUUUGCUGGAACUGCAUCUCGUAUUAAGGGUGUCACUUUUGAGUACAUUGCGCAGGACGCCUUCUCCAUGCAUGAACGUGGUUACCCAGACAGAAGCACCACCAAGCCAGCUGGUUUAUCCGAAACCGGUGAAUAUCACUGGAGAGAUGGUGGAGAUGCCCAUAUCAAUGAUCCAUCUGCCAUUGCUUCUAUUCAAGAUGCUGUUCGUAACAAGAAUGAAAAGGCUUAUGAUGCUUAUGCCAAGAAGGAAUACGAAGCUAUUAAGAACUGUACCUUGAGAGGUAUGCUUGACUUUGAUUAUGAAAACUCCCAAGCUGUUCCAAUUGAUCAAGUUGAACCAUGGACAGAAAUCGUUCGUCGUUUCUUUACCGGUGCCAUGUCUUAUGGUUCCAUUUCUAUGGAAGCCCAUUCUACCAUUGCUGUUGCCAUGAACCGUUUGGGUGGUAAGUCUAACACUGGUGAAGGUGGUGAAGAUGCUGCCCGUUCCACUGUAAAUGAAAACGGUGACACCAUGAGAUCUGCUAUCAAGCAAAUUGCUUCUGGUCGUUUCGGUGUUACUUCUCACUACUUGUCUGAUGCUGAUGAAUUACAAAUUAAGAUGGCUCAAGGUGCUAAGCCUGGUGAAGGUGGUGAAUUACCUGGUGAAAAAGUCUCUCCAGAAAUUGGUAAGACUAGACACUCUACUCCAGGUGUUGGUUUGAUUUCCCCACCACCACAUCAUGAUAUUUAUUCCAUUGAAGAUUUGAAACAAUUGUUGUACGACUUGAAGUGUGCCAAUCCAAGAGCCAGAACUUCUGUUAAGCUUGUUUCUGAAGUUGGUGUUGGUAUUGUCGCUGCUGGUGUCGCCAAGGCUGGUUCCGAAAAUAUUUUGGUUUCUGGUGGUGAUGGUGGUACUGGUGCCGCCAAGUGGACUUCUAUUAAGUACGCUGGUUUGCCAUGGGAACUUGGUUUGGCUGAAUCCCAUCAAACUCUUGUUUUGAACGAUUUGAGAGGUCGUGUUGUCUUGCAAACUGAUGGUCAAAUCCGUACCGGAAGAGAUAUCGCUGUUGCUUGUUUGUUAGGUGCUGAAGAAUGGGGUUUUGCUACUACUCCAUUGAUUGCUAUGGGUUGUAUCAUGCUUAGACGUUGUCAUUUGAACACUUGUGCUGUUGGUAUUGCCACCCAAGACCCAGAGUUGAGAAAGAAGUUCAAGGGUACUCCAGAAUCUGUUAUUAACUUCUUCUACUACUUGGCCCAAGAUUUGCGUGCCAUUAUGGCUCAAUUGGGUUUCCGUACCAUCGCUGAGAUGGUGGGUCGUGCCGAAAAGUUGAGAGUUAGAGAUGAUUUGAGAAACACAAAGACUGCUAACCUUGAUUUGUCUCCAAUUUUGACUCCAGCUCAUACUAUUCGUCCUGGUGUUGACACUCACUGUGUCCGUAAGCAAGACCACAAGUUGCACAUCAGAAUUGACAACAAGCUUAUCGAUGAGUCUGAAUUGACCUUAGCUAAGGGAUUACCAGUCACUAUCGAGUGUGACGUUGUAAACACUGACCGUUCCGUUGGUACUACUUUGUCCUACCGUGUUUCAAAGAUCUUUGGUGAAGUUGGUUUACCUCAUGAUACUAUUCAUGUCAAUGCCAAGGGUUCUGCAGGUCAAUCUUUCGGUGCCUUUUUGGCUCCAGGUAUCACCUUGGAAUUAGAAGGUGACGCCAAUGAUUACAUUGGUAAGGGUUUGAGUGGUGGUCGUAUUAUCGUCUACCCACCAACCGCAUCUAAGUUUAAGGCUGAAGACCAAAUCAUUGCUGGUAACACUGCUUUCUUUGGCUCUACUUCUGGUACUGCUUUCGUUAGAGGUAUUGCCGCCGAAAGAUUCGCUGUUAGAAACUCCGGUGCUACUAUUGUCGCAGAAGGUACUGGUGACCAUGGUUGUGAGUACAUGUCUGGUGGUAGAGUCGUUAUUUUGGGUUCAACUGGUCGUAACUUUGCCGCUGGUAUGUUGGGUGGUAUCGCUUAUGUUCUUGACAUGGCUCAAGACUUCGCAGACAAGUGUAACCAAACCACUGUUGAAUUGUCUCAAGUUACCGAGACCGAAGAAAUUGCUUUCCUCCGUGGUUUGAUUGAAGACCACCGUCAUUACACCAAGUCUGCUAUUGCCGACAACAUUUUGAAUGACUUUAACCGUAUCUUGCCACGUUUCGUUAAGGUUUUACCUUACGACUACAAGAAGGUUCUUGAAACCGAAAAGGCUAAGAAGGCUGAAGCCAAGAAGAAUGAAUUGAACUCCUUCUUGAAGGCUAUCAAGGAAGAUCCAGAAGCUGAUGUUACAAACGGUGAAGCUGCUAAGAUUAAGAAGGGCCACAUUCACCGUCCUUCCAAGGCUGAACCAAAGGUUUUAGAUCUUGAAGAUACCAUCACUGAUAUCACCUUGGAAAAGAAGGCUGUGGCCAAACUUGACAAGGUUAAGGGUUUCAUGAAGUACAAGCGUAGAAAUGAAAAGUACAGACCAGCCAAGGAAAGAACCAACGAUUGGAAUGAAAUGACUCUGAGACUCUCCAAGGAUGAAUUGAAGUAUGAAACAGCCAGAUGUAUGGAUUGUGGUGUCCCAUUCUGUACUUCCGAUACUGGUUGUCCUAUUUCUAACGUUAUUCCUAAGUGGAAUGAGUUAGUUUUCCAAGACCGUUGGUAUGAUGCUCUUCAACGUUUGAUGAUGACCAAUAACUUCCCAGAAUUUACUGGUAGAAUUUGUCCAGCUCCAUGUAACGGUGCUUGUGUCUUGGGUAUUAACGAAGACCCAGUCAACAUCAAGUCCGUUGAAUGUGCUAUUAUUGACCACGGUUUUGAACAAGGUUGGAUUAAGCCUAACCCUCCAACUGUUAGAACAGGUAAGACUGUCGCUGUUAUUGGAUCUGGUCCAGCUGGUUUGGCUACUGCUGACCAAUUGAACCGUGCAGGUCACCUGGUUACUGUUUACGAAAGAAGUGACAGACCUGGUGGUUUAUUGAUGUACGGUAUCCCUAACAUGAAGUUGGAUAAAGGUAUUGUCAAGCGUAGAACUGACUUGUUGGCUGCUGAAGGUAUCAAGUUCGUCUGCAAUACUACUAUUGGUGAAGACAUUACUGUUUCAGAAUUGAAGGCUUCCAAUGAUGCUGUUGUCUUUGCUGUUGGAUCUACUAUUCCAAGAGAUUUGAAGAUUCCAGGUCGUGAAUUGAACAACAUUAACUUUGCUAUGCAAUUGCUCCACAAGAACACCAAGGCCUUGUUGGACAGUGAAUUAGAGGAAGUCCGCAAGACUUUGGAAGGAAAGGACGUUAUUGUUAUUGGUGGUGGUGACACUGGUAACGAUUGUUUGGGUACUUCUACUAGACACGGUGCUAAGUCUGUUACUAACUUCGAGUUAUUACCAACUCCACCAAAUGCUAGACCAAAGGAUAACCCAUGGCCACAAUGGCCAAGAGUGUUCAGAGUUGAUUACGGUCAUACUGAAGUCGCUGCACACUAUGGUAAGGAUCCAAGAGAAUACUCUAUUUUGUCCAAGGAAUUCGUUUCCGAUGGUGAAGGUAAUGUCAAGGGUAUCAAGACUGUCAGAGUUGAAUGGAAGCGUUCUGAUUCUGGAGCAUGGCAAAUGGCCGAAGUUCCAGGCAGUGAAGAAUUCUUUGCUGCUGACGUUGUUUUGUUGUCUAUGGGUUUCCUUGGUCCUGAUGCUGAUAACCUUGAGGUUGAAAAGACUAAGAGAGGUACUAUUACCACUGUUGAACCUUCAAGUUACCGUGUGAAUGACGAAAACUUGUUUACUGCUGGUGACUGUAGAAGAGGUCAAUCUUUGGUUGUUUGGGGUAUCCAAGAAGGUAGACAAUGUGCUAGAGAAGUUGAUAACUACUUGAUUGGUUCUACUAGACUUCCAGGCAAUGGUUCUAUCGAACAACGUAACUUUAAGUUGUUGGAAGAAUUGGCUGACAAAGCUUAGAUUUAUAUAUGUUAAAAUUAUAAAAUUGUAUUUA